Messenger RNA from Anopheles cruzii, 1032 nucleotides. Its product is annotated as zinc finger protein 177-like. NCBI's taxonomy places the organism in Eukaryota, Metazoa, Arthropoda, Insecta, Diptera, Culicidae. The coding region runs from base 1 to 1032 and encodes 343 amino acids. Gene Ontology annotation, molecular function: zinc ion binding. Gene Ontology annotation, cellular component: nucleus. The transcript has 3 exons. The record is from RefSeq and is a predicted model, not a curated record.
AUGCCAAGUCUAACUAUCUGCCGACUGUGCCUGAGAGACGGACCGGACGAUUUGAACGAGCUUAAGUUAAGUAACACACCCCUUCUACAGUGCAUUGAAACAUUUACAUCGUUGAAGGUAUUCGCUGAACCAAUACAGCAUAUUUUGAUAUUCAUAUGCGUGCAUUGCGAGGUUCUGUUGACGCAAUUUCAAGAGUAUCGUGAACGGUGUUUAAAACAUAAUGAGAUAUUUAAGCUGCGAUUGCGGCAAUCGUGUUCGGCAAGUGACAUCGACGAAAAGGAUGUGGACUUAGAACUAAUAGAAACGGUGAAACUGAACGAGAGCGUUGCCUCGAAAUGGGAGCAAUCGGAAACAGCUACGAACAGCAAAGCCAGCAGGAGAUCGCACAGCAAAUCUAUGCUCUCUGGUGUAAGUCGUAGGUCGCAAAGUCGCACUAUACGUAUCAGCACUGCGGAAUCCGACCGAAAAGAGGUAGUCGAAAACCACAAACCAGUAAGAAAGAAAAUACCAACAAAGCCGCGGAUGAUUGCGUGCCCACAGUGUGGAAAGAUGAUUGUGCGCGGUAACAUGAACAAGCACCUGGCCACGCACAAUCCGGACCGUCCGAAGAAGAGCUGUUCGCACUGUAAAAAAACUUUUAAGGAUUCGCAGCUCCUAAGCGUGCACAUAAACAGUCAUCACACGUUCGAAAGAAAAUACGAAUGCGAUGUAUGCGGAGUGGCCUACCUUCGGCCGAACUCGCUGCGAGAGCACAAACUUUCAAGACAUUCCGUGGAGGCACGGUACGAGUGCAAGGAUUGUGGCAUGAAGUUUUCCAACUUUUCCAAAAAAAGACAUCACUACAUUGCGGAGCACACGACUGCGAGACCUUUCGCUUGCCAGUACUGUGACAAGGCUUACAAGUUUAAGUGUGAUCUAACUGUCCACACUAGGACCCAUACCGGCGAAAAACCCUUCUCGUGCGACAUCUGUAAAAAGACAUUCAGUAAAAGCUAUAACGUUGUUAUACAUAAGAAAUCCCAUCAUAGUUAG